AUGGAUGAUGAAGCUAUUCUGCGCACUCCUCCAGCUCAAGUCACCACUUCGGCGCUUGAGGCUCAGGAAGAAAGUCCUGAAGACUUUGAUUACACUAUCCCCUCACCACAGGCACCGCCUUCCUUCAGGAGGAUUCGCAGAGGUCCCAGGUCUCAGGCAUCCAUGUCGAGCAUACCAGAGGAGGAUGUGCAACAAACUGGCUCGGUAGCACAUCAAGUGUUCCCUGACGCCAUCCUCUCUGCGACUGCUCAAGAGUCUGAAGCAAAAGCUGCUAAAGACAUCCCGACUGCAUCAGCCGAUGAAGAAAGAGAAGCCACUCCUCCUGCCGGUGUUCCAGUCAUACAAGCCAAAAAUGUGCUAGUGCCAAACCCUCCUAUCAUUGAAGAGAUGGAGGUUGAAGCCAAUGUGGUUGCCACCAUAAACAAUGCUGAAGCCAAUGACACUGUCAUGGCUGAAGACAAUGUGGAGCUCGAAGCCAAUGCAGCUCCAGACAACAUUGAACAACCAAUCACUUCUGAUGAUGUCGUUCCUCCACCAAGGCCUCAUACCAUGGAACGCACAUUCUAUCAAGAUCCAAUUUUCCGAGCGACGACAGAGAGAGUCAAAGAUAAACACGAGCAGCCGGAGAAUAGCCUGCCUUCGCGGCUGCGACGACUUAUUUCCCGGCGAUGUCGGCGGCGUAGGCUGCGAGCGCCAUCUUGCGGCCGUCCGCGAGUGCGCCGCUCAGGGAAGUGGCGUUCUUCUUCACCGAUAACCACAACCCCUCCCCGGCUCGCCUCUGCAUCCGACGACGCAGUGCGGAGAGAACCUUGGCUUCAAAUUGCAGCCUCCAACUUUAACAGAUCCAGAAUUUGCCAUGUUAAAAGUGGGGAGGCUGAUGGCUAUCCAAAAACUGAAGAAGAUAAGUUAGCUGACGAAGAAACCCUUCAGCGUAAUUUGGACAGAGCUAUCCGGGAAGAAGAUUAUGCCCAUGCUGCCAAAAUCAGGGACGAUCUGCGCGUCCUCCAUGAGGAUACUGAGGCUUCCGUCCUUGCAGCAAAUACACGAUUCUACAACGCUUUCAAGAAUGGAGAUUUUACUGCAAUGUACUCUAUCUGGGCUAAAGGAGACCAUGUGUAUGUUGUCCAUCCCGGUGCAGGUCGGAUAUCCGGUCACGAUGUGGUCUUGCAAAGCUGGGAGAUGGUUUGCAACGCGGAUUAUGAAUUCCCUCUAAACAUUGAUCUUAAGAACAUAGAGGUUCAUGUGCGUGGUGACCUUGGUUAUGUUACAUGCUUGGAGUUGGUUAAGACCAAAGGAAAAUCUUGGGGGAAGCAAAUUGCCACCAACGUCUUCGAGAAGAUAGAUGGCACAUGGUAUAUUUGCAUUCACCAUGCUUCACAUAUUGAAGAAUGAAAUGCUGACACUUUCUGGUGGUUUAUGUUGUGUAUUGGGAUAUUCCAUAGCCGUUGGCAAUGUUAUGCCAUGUGAGGUUAUCCAUUUGGGGUUAUAUAUGGCUGGAAUUUACUAUUGCUCAUGGACUUGACACCUCUAGGAGGUGAAGUCAUAUUCCAUAUCCAAGCUACUUAAACAUAACCCUGAUUGCCAUGAUCCUUGUUGUGAAUAUGCAGUCAAAUGUUUCAUGCUUU
Messenger RNA from Triticum dicoccoides, 1625 nucleotides. RefSeq lists its product as uncharacterized. Bases 1 to 1392 code for a protein of 463 amino acids. NCBI's taxonomy places the organism in Eukaryota, Viridiplantae, Streptophyta, Magnoliopsida, Poales, Poaceae. The record is from RefSeq and is a predicted model, not a curated record. The transcript is spliced from 3 exons.